UGCUUAAUUAAUAACGUAGUCACCGGCGAAAUAAUGGCACUAAGCUCCGACCUUGGAAGCCCCAUAUAAAAUUUGUAGCGCAAACCUUGAAGCUUCAACACCAAAAAAGUGAAAUCCCAACUUUGGAGCCGCCAAAGCGCCCGCCCGCCAAAAAAAAAAUUAAUAAAAUAAAAGAUCGCAAAAGCGUUUUCCACACAACGCCAUGAUCUGUCGCCGGUGCCUCCAGCGAGCCUCAGCGCUGAGCUCGCGCCUCGUCAAGCCCCCCCAAAUACAGUCCCCAGCUCGACCUUUCUCGAGCUCGAUAUCCCGCCGAGCAGCCUCCUCGCCCGCCCCCGACCCGCCAUCCCCCACCACCACGGACGAGUCCUCCCCACCCACCUUCGGCACAGCGCUCGGCGACGAAGCCGCAGAGGACAAACCCAAGCUGUCAGCGUGCGUGGAGGGCACCGUGCUGACGGGGCUCAACUACUUCAAGGGCCGCACCGACCCCGUCGCCCUCGCCGACGAGGCGUACCCGAGCUGGCUGUGGAAGUGCCUGGAUACGAAAAAGGACACGGACGAAGAUGCGGAAAAUGACGCCGGUGACGAGUACUCCAAAUCCAAGAAACAGCGUCGGCUAGCCGCAAAGCGACAACGCCUAACCGAGGCGCGGCUUCUGGCGGAAGGAAACCUGGACGCGCUGGCGCCCAAGAUCCCGCUGCAGAACCAGAGCAUCAACCUCCCCGCCAACGAGUCGGGGACGCUCGAGGGCGCCAUCGCCUCCCACGACGCGCGCGAGACGCUGCGCAGGGCCAUGCAGAAGGAGCGCAAGGCCAAGAUCAAGGAGACCAAUUACUUGAAGAGCAUGUAAUAGUCGCAUGUACGGGAGUGGCAAUAUACUGCUGGGUGGUUGGGUGGCUGUGUGCGUAUGCACCAAGUGCUUACAUGCUGGAUAGUACUAGCUAGGGAUAGAGGGAGCUGCCUACUUAGUAUAUGAGUUCUGGUCAUGGCAGACGGUAAUGCUGAGACGACGAGCGGGUAUAUUUUGAGAUCUCCCUGACUACCCGCCUAGAUAUUCUUGUUCCGGCAUUCGGCGUGAAGAAGGCGAUGAGAUGGGAGAAGCAAAUCCGAAGCUCGAGAGAGCCUCAAUUCCUAUAAGCAACGAGGCUACGCAGACACACAGCUCCUACUUCUCGAAUUGUAUGAUAUUAUACGAGAACUGAACUAAACGUGUAUACAAAUCACAACAAGUCAAUAGUAUAUAUAUAUACACAUCGACAAGACUCACAUUACAACACG
This is a messenger RNA of Hypoxylon fragiforme, 1278 nucleotides long. RefSeq names its product mitochondrial ribosomal protein L37-domain-containing protein. The record is from RefSeq and is a predicted model, not a curated record. Gene Ontology annotation, molecular function: structural constituent of ribosome. The transcript has 2 exons. The coding region runs from base 203 to 850 and encodes 215 amino acids. Gene Ontology annotation, cellular component: mitochondrial large ribosomal subunit. Lineage: Eukaryota; Fungi; Ascomycota; Sordariomycetes; Xylariales; Hypoxylaceae.